CCAUACUGUGCUGUGAUUGGCUAGCUCGUUACUUCACUUGUCCUUGUGAUACUAGCUCCACUGGUUUUUCGGUUAAAUUCUAGGCAAGUCCUUUCCUGAUAUGAGUGGGCGGAUUUUAUGGUAUGGACCCAGGGAAGGGCUUUCGUAAACGAGCGACUGACAGCUGCUGCCGAGGAAAUAUUUCAGGUUUUUGAAAGAACGAUAGCAACAUAUGAAGAGGAAGCUUCCAGCUCAAAACAGGAGAAUGAACGGCUCCGAGGUUUGCUGCUGGAGUUUGCGUCAAACCAGAAAACAGACUUCUCUCAGUCGUUCAUCUGUAAAGAGGAGACUCCCCCUGAGCAGCAGCACUGUGAGCAGGAGCCGAGCCUCAGCGUCUGUCAGAGGGACCCAGAGCCUCGACACAUUAAAGAGGAAGAUCAUGAAUUCUGGGCCAAUCAACAACAAGAAGAAGAACAACAACAACAUGUUCAAGAGUUUAAGGAGGCUAAUGUCUCGUGCGUACCUCAUUCAUCUGCCUGGGAGGGAAAUGAGCAGGGGGACACAAAACCGCCUUUGCAACCUCAGACUCAAAUCAGUGAAAGCGAGGAGCAGUUUCAGGAGCUGCAGGAAACAAAAACUGUACAGUUCAUGCUACCUCUUGCCUCAACUCUGUCUUCACAAACUCUGAUCCAAGAUGAAGGAAUCCAAGAUGGUAGGGAAAAUGAAAGACAUGCUGCAAGUUUUACAUCAAACCGUACACAGACGGACCAAAGUCAGAUUUCUUUUAUCGCUGCCAGGGAGUUAUCGCAUUUGAAUUCAGUUGCACCUGACUAUCGUUGCCAUUUGUGCGAUAAAUGUUUUUCCUCCAAUCAUCACUUGAUAAAUCAUGCUUUCCGCAUGCAUUCAAAGGACGCAGAUGUCCUCUGUGCUGUGUGUGGACGGACCUUAGAGUCCACCGAAAGUCUUAAUGUGCACCUUCAAUCGCACAAGGGCUCAAAAUGCUGUCACGUGUGUGGUAAACACUGCAACAGUACGACCGCUCUGACUGAACACAUGGCCAGCCACGCCGGGGUGAAACUGCAUCGCUGUCAUGUUUGUGGGAAAGAGUGCAGCCGGAAAGGAGAUUUAAAGAUACAUAUGAGGAUUCACACAGGCGAGAAACCUUUCUGUUGCUCUUACUGUUGUAAAAGUUUCACCCACAGCGGACAUCUGAGGAAGCACAUGAGAAGCCACACAGGAGAGAGACCGCACCGGUGUGAUGUCUGCGGCAGAGGGUUUCUACAGAGUGCACACCUAAAAUACCACUUACGGACUCACACUCAGAAAUAUUGAUUUUCAUCCAUCUGGGUCCUUAUUAUUAUUAUUAUUAUUAUUAUUAUUAUUAUUAUUAUUAUUAUUUUAUUUAUCAAACUUCUAAGAACAAAACUGAAAGAGCCUAACUUAGGAGUAAAAAAGUUCUUCACUCAAAGACACAUUUAUCAAGAGACUUACUCAAACUUACAGCGAAGUGUAAAAGUAACAUUUAAGAGCAGUUCUCAGGUGAUAACAUGAUUAUUCACAUGUAUGCUCAGAGCAGGAAUAGCCAAUCAGAGACAAUGAUUUACCCUACAUCUGCCAUAUUGUUCAUUCUUUUAAAGAAAAGCCUUACAUUUUACUGAGAGAGAUUUUUUUUUUUUUUUUUUUAAAAGUACAAUUUGUUUGCGUAAAAUCCUUUUAAUAUCCCCUUUAAAAAUGGCCGAAAUGGAAACGACAAGAAAACCAAACUGGAGCAGGAAACUAAUUCUGCAGCCGGUUAUCAUCAUAAAAAAAUCCUAGAAUUCUUCUUACAUUUGCGAGUAGAAGUAAAAGGGAAGCAUUUUUUACUUUUAAUGUUCACUUAAGUACAAAAUUUCACUUUUAGCAGUUUGAUAAAUACGGACCCUGAAAUGGAUGUGCUUUUUUUACAGCAAAGAGUCACUAUUUUGAGUAAUAACACUGCUGAAACAUUGAGAAAAUAAACUGCGUCUUUGUCAUUGUUCCUUUUAUGCAGCAGAAUUUGAAUGAUGUUAAAUCUGUGUGUGCUGUUGGUUUAGCUCAGACUUGCUGUAGUACUUAAAUUAAUUAGUUAACCAAGAAGAAACUGGAACAGGAUGCACUUUUUUACCAAGAAAUAUCAAGUUAAGUUUUAUGCAGCAGGUGUGCUGUCUGUUUCAGCAGCCGUUUGUCUCCAUAAAAAUUUUAAAACUGAACACUUUCACAGCUGGAUAGAAUCUGCUCUAUUCUAUUCUAGGUAAAGCUUUAUUCAACAGGUCCGUAAUUUGCUAAUAAUUGACAUUUCCCGUAAAGAACUAUGUAAUUUGGUACUAAUUAUAGGGAAAAAUAGAUUUCCCCUUGAAAGAACAGCUCUGUUUUAAUCCAAGUACAUGUUCGUUCGUUCGUUCAUUUAUUCAUUCAUUGUUUAUUUAUUUAAUAUUGGAAAUUAUAUUCUUGAAUGAAUGAAUUCUAUGCUAGCAUGUAAUCAAAUUUUACAUUUUUGCAUGUUCAGCUGACCUGCUCUGUACUGACUAAUCACAUGCUGAACUGUAUUUGAGUAUUUAAAGAUGUUAGUUCUGUUUUUGGGCUCCACCAACACCUCAGGGAAAUAUCAGGUUCUUUAGCUGCUAGAUGUUUCACAUUUUUCACAAGCUAGUUGCUAACCUUGUCUGUCUGCUGUUCUGUGCUGGACAGGUAGCGUACAGUCGGUUUAUCACAGCUUUUUUCUUGGAAACAAGGUUGAUGAGAGCAUUGAGACUGAGCUAAUUAGUUAAAAGAUGCUUAAAAGCGUAAGUAGUGCUGCAGAGUUGGGUAAUUCUCUGGGUUUAUCACUAAGAGCCUCCAUUUAACAUUACACACAUUUGAUUGUUACUGUAAUAUGAAAAAAUAUUUAUUUAUUAACGCUUUAAUAUCCACCAGAGGUUACAGUGUGUUAUUUUAUUUAACAUGUGGUAACAGGGUUGUUUGACAUCAGCAAAUCAUCCUGUUUAGGCAGUUUGUUAUUUGGCGGCUGUAUGCAAACUACAAAGUUGAGCAGGCGGUUUUUCAGUGUGGUCAGAGACAUGUUUGCAUUCAGAUGCAGAUGAGGUCACGUGCGUCCCUGAAUGUGACUCUGAAAGUGAUGAAAUCCCAUUACGCUUUUAAUUCACAUCUGUAUUUAGAGCUGUGUCUUUGGGAUUGAAUUGUGGGUGCUAGUAGGACAGGAAUUACAGCUACACACCAUGAAUUUCUGGGCAGAAACAACCUAAAAAAUAUAAGUAUAAUAUAAGAAGUCUCCUUUAGGGAGAGGGAGGGCAUUCCUCCAGUAGAUGAUAAUCUGCCUGUAGUAUCAUUAAAAACCACGCAAAAAACUUUCCUGACAUUUUAUGGCUCAGGUCAAAUUGACUCCAAACCCUUUUUAGUUCAAAUUCUCCAAAGGACAUCUAUGCCGACCAGUUGUUCCUGUGAAUUCCAUAUAUUUAUAUGACCCCAAACUACCAGGAACCAACUCAACCACAAGAUGUGGGAGAUUAGCCGAAAGUCUAAGGAGCAUGUCACUUUAACCCCCCUAUUUAGCAUUUAUAAGCACUAUAUAUAUGUUUAAUAAAUGGUUUAUAACACAUUAUAAUGUAGUCGUAUGCAGCUAUAAGGACAUUUGUAAGUGUUAAUUGAUUUACAGUAUUUGUCAACAGUUAUAACUUCUCCUAUAAGACAACUUUAUAGUAUUACAACUGUUUUUUUUACUAUAUUGUCAUUCAUCUUCUGUUUAUACACAGGCGUCCACUUAUGAGGAGGGCUUAUAGUUGUUGACAAAUACAUUAAUUAACAUUUACAAAUGCCUGUAUUUGUCUGAGAGGAAUAUAGUUUACCAGUAGGUGGCACUGCAGGAGCCUUUAUUUAUCCAUCUAUCCAGCAAGUCAGUGAAGGCUACUCAAGAGUCUGCACAGACUGCUACAGUUUUUCUUAUUAUAGGUUAAAUAAUUAAAUAAAACAUUAUAUUGUU
Molecule: messenger RNA, 3973 nt
Organism: Siniperca chuatsi (mandarin fish)
Lineage: Eukaryota; Metazoa; Chordata; Actinopteri; Centrarchiformes; Sinipercidae
Product: equilibrative nucleoside transporter 1-like
Exons: 3
Coding region: 118-1311 (397 amino acids)
Biological process (GO): nucleoside transmembrane transport; uridine transmembrane transport; regulation of transcription by RNA polymerase II
Cellular component (GO): plasma membrane
Molecular function (GO): RNA polymerase II cis-regulatory region sequence-specific DNA binding; DNA-binding transcription factor activity, RNA polymerase II-specific; nucleoside transmembrane transporter activity
Source: RefSeq, a predicted model, not a curated record